UGAGAGAGAUUUAUAUAUAUAUAUAUAUAUACGUAUUUAUAUAGAGAGAGAUUGAUAAAGAUAUAUAUAGAAAGAGAAAAAGGCGUAGAUUCGUAUAUAAGCCAUGGAAGCCAAAUCCAAUGCGUCUCGAAUUUGAGGGAGAGAGAGAGAGAGAGAGUUCCAGUGAGGGAAGUUUAGAGCGAGAAAAUUUAGAGAGAGAAAGUGUCGGCUUUUAGAACAUAGAGAGCCGCGGCAAAUGGCAGAUUCGAGCGACUCCGUUUCCGUUGAUAUGGAGACGAUCUCUUUUGGAGGGAAGGAGCAUCUUGUUAGAACUGGCCGUGGUUCAGUUUCUGUUUCUGUGUUUGGAGACCCGGACAAGCCAGCUCUUAUUACUUAUCCAGAUUUAGCUCUAAAUCAUAUGUCUUGUUUUCAAGGAUUAUUCUUUUGUCCGGAAGCAUUUUCCUUGCUGCUCCACAACUUCUGCAUUUACCAUAUUAGUCCUCCUGGGCAUGAGUUGGGAGCUGCUGUAAUUGGCUCUGAUGAUCCAGUAUUAUCUGUUGAUGACUUGGCAGAUCAGAUCCCUGAGGUUCUCGACUAUUUUGGACUUGGUGCAGUGAUGUGUGUGGGAGUAACAGCUGGAGCUUAUAUCCUUACCCUGUUUGCUAUAAAAUAUACAAAACGUGUUCUUGGUUUGAUACUUAUUUCCCCUUUAUGCAAAGCACCCUCUUGGACCGAAUGGUUGUAUAAUAAGGUGUUGUCAAAUUUACUCUACUUUUAUGGUAUGUGUAGUUUAGUGAAGGAGUUAUUGGUGAUGCGAUACUUCAGCAAGGAAGUUCGUGGUAAUGUGGAAGUACCAGAAUCAGAUAUAGUUCAUGCAUGCAGAAGAUUGCUGGAUGAGAGGCAGAGUCCAAAUGUUUUGAGGUUUCUUGAAGCUAUUAAUGGGAGGCCAGACAUUAGUGAAGGAUUAAAGAACCUACAAUGUCGGUCCCUCAUAUUUGUUGGAGAGAACUCUCCUUUCCACGAUGAGGCUCUACAUAUGACUUCAAAACUAGAUAGAAGAUAUAGUGCCUUAGUUGAGGUUCAGGCAUGUGGGUCGAUGGUGACAGAGGAGCAGCCCCAUGCCAUGUUGAUACCAAUUGAGUAUUUCCUCAUGGGAUACGGCUUCUACAGGCCGUCUCAGAUCAGCGUCAGCCCAAGAAGCCCGUUGAGUCCAACUUUCAUCAACAUUCCCCCCGAGCUUUUCUCUCCGGAAAGCAUGGGGUUGAAGUUGAAGCCAAUUAAAACACGAAUUUCUCUUAAUGUUUGAAAGAAAGAUAGUAGAGAAAGGUAGGAAGUAAGUAAUUUUUUUGUAAUCUAUAUAUUAAGGAAAGCAUUUGUAAUUUUCACUUGAUUGGUCAGGGGGAUUGUAGAUAGAGAGAGAGAGAGAGGAAAAGGGAUAAGGGAAAAAGACUAGAAAAAAGAGAGACGAGGAUUGAUUCUUUCAUUUGUAAUCAUAAAUCUUUAGUGGAGGAGGGCUGAGUGAUCUGUAUAUCCUCGGGAUAAAUAUUUAUAAUGACAAUAAAAAUAAUGAUAAUAAGAAGUGGGUGGCGAACUUGUUCUCUC
This is a messenger RNA of Cornus florida, 1581 nucleotides long. RefSeq names its product protein NDL2-like. The record is from RefSeq and is a predicted model, not a curated record. The transcript has 11 exons. NCBI's taxonomy places the organism in Eukaryota, Viridiplantae, Streptophyta, Magnoliopsida, Cornales, Cornaceae. Bases 236 to 1285 code for a protein of 349 amino acids.